UCUACUUUGAUACUGAGAUGAUCAAUUACAAUAUUUCCGGACGUAUUGUGAAUGGAACAAAAGCAGCGAUUAGUCAAUUCCCACAUCAGGUAUCAUUGAGACGUUCUUGGUCUGGAAAUCAUUUCUGUGGUGGAAGUGUGAUUAGCGAACAUUUAGUUUUAUCAGCAGCCCAUUGCAUGUAUCGCUAUGGUGAAGUUAUUUUACCGUGGACAGUUACGGUUGUUGGGGGAGAAAUACAACUCGAUCGUACGACGGCGGCUGGUCAGAAAAGGGGCGUACGAGAAAUUAUCAUUCAUCCGGAAUUUAAUGACGUUACUUACCACAACGAUAUCGCUAUACUCCAGUUAAAAGUACCAUUUCAAUUUACGGCACAAUUGAAAGCAAUACAAUUGCCAAUAGACCAAUUUCCACCAGGUACAAUCUGUCAGGUAUCAGGUUGGGGUUACCCUGAAGAGAACAUUCCAAUCGUGACCAACGAUUUGAUGUACGUGGAUAUGCCAAUUUUGAAUGUAAAAAAUUGUCGUAAGCUGUUAGAAAAUGUGACGAAUUUACCACCGGGGAUGUAUUGCGCUGGUUAUAUCGAUGGUUUGAAAGAUGCAUGCCAGGGUGAUUCCGGUGGCGGAAUGGUUUGCGACGGUUUUCUAACGGGUAUCGUUUCCGCCGGUGAGGGUUGCGCGAAACCAAAACUUCCUGGAAUUUACACGGACGUUUUAUUUUACAAACACUGGAUAAAGUAUCCCUUAGCUUACGAGAAAUCCGUCCGAGAUGAUUCAGAUGAACAUUAUAAUUCUGCUAAUAAGAUACAAUCGACCGCCAUUACGAUAGUUACAUUUAUAUCAAUAUAUUUGUACAAAUUGUUACUGCUUUAG
Polistes canadensis is the source of this 869-nucleotide messenger RNA. Its product is annotated as trypsin-2-like. The record is from RefSeq and is a predicted model, not a curated record. Gene Ontology annotation, molecular function: serine-type endopeptidase activity. Gene Ontology annotation, biological process: proteolysis. NCBI's taxonomy places the organism in Eukaryota, Metazoa, Arthropoda, Insecta, Hymenoptera, Vespidae. The transcript has 6 exons. The coding region runs from base 18 to 869 and encodes 283 amino acids.